Molecule: messenger RNA, 1329 nt
Organism: Truncatella angustata
Lineage: Eukaryota; Fungi; Ascomycota; Sordariomycetes; Amphisphaeriales; Sporocadaceae
Product: caspase domain-containing protein
Exons: 2
Coding region: 1-1329 (442 amino acids)
Biological process (GO): proteolysis
Molecular function (GO): cysteine-type endopeptidase activity
Source: RefSeq, a predicted model, not a curated record
AUGUCCGGUUAUCCUGGCGGUCAUUACCCUGGCCAGCACGGCGGCUACCCUGGUCAGCACGGUGGACAGCACGGUGGCUACGGCGGCGAUGGGUACGGGCGCCCUCCUCCUGGACCACCUCCUCCAGGUCAAUGGGGACAGCAAGGAGGAUACGGUGGAUAUGGUGGUGGCCCUCCCCCUCAGGGACCUCCUCCCUCACAAUACGGCCAAGGUCAAUAUUCGCAGCCUCCCCAGCAACAUGGCUACGGGCACCACCAGCCCCCGAACUACCCCCCACCACAGAACCUCGAUCAAUACGGCUAUCAGAACAACCAGGGCGGCUACAGCCAGGGCGGAUACAGCCAGGGACGCUCCAGCGCUCCCGCUCCUCCCCAUAACGCUCAGCAGUUCGGACACGGCGCACCCUCCAACUACACAUUCCAGUACUCCCACUGCACGGGAAAGAGAAAGGCCCUUCUGAUCGGUAUCAACUACUUUGGACAAGAUGGCGAACUCCGUGGAUGCAUCAACGACACCAAGAACGUCUCGAGCUUCCUCAUGGAACGCUACAACUACAAGCGCGAGGACAUGAUCAUCUUGACCGAUGAUGCCCAAGACCAGGUCCUGCAGCCCACUGCCAACAACAUUCGCCGCGCAAUGGGUUGGCUUGUGGCUGGCGCACAGCCAGACGACGCGCUUUUCUUGCACUACAGUGGACACGGCGGCCAGACAGCCGAUCUCGAUGGAGAUGAAGAGGACGGAACCGAUGAGGUCAUUUAUCCUGUCGACUACAAGAGUGCUGGUCACAUCGUGGACGAUGAGAUUCACCACCUAGUGGUCAAGCCCCUUCAGGCUGGUGUGCGAUUAACCGCCAUUUUCGACUCCUGCCACUCGGGUUCCGUCAUGGACCUGCCUUACAUGUACAGCACCAAGGGUGUUCUCAAGGAGCCCAAUCUGGCCGCCGAAGCCGGACAAGGUCUCUUAUCCGCCAUCGGCUCUUACGCCCGCGGCGACAUGGGUGGUGUGGCUUCUUCCAUCCUCGGCUUUGCAAAGAAGGCGUACAAGGGCGACGAUGCCUACAACAAGACCAAGGACACCCGAACGUCUCCGGCUGACGUCAUCAUGUGGUCUGGAUCCAAAGACGAUCAGACAUCUGCAGAUGCAACGAUCGCGCAGCAGGCUACUGGCGCCAUGAGCUGGGCCUUUAUCACUGCCCUUAAGAAAAAUCCUCAACAGAGCUAUGUCGAGCUCUUGAACAGUAUUCGUGAUGUGCUGGAGACCAAGUACUCCCAAAAGCCGCAAUUGAGCUGCAGUCAUCCUUUGGAUACUAGCAUUCUAUUUGUCAUGUGA